AACACGUCAGGCAGGAGGUGGGAAAGGCCAAGGGCAAGCGCACGGCCAGUUUUGCCAAACAACCAUACACAUUGAUAUAUGGAAAGCAUUGAAGCCUUGACCGAUGUUGAGUGUAGGGCGGGCGAGGAAGCCUUAAAACGAAGAUACUGCCGGCGUGCGAACAGCAGCACCAGCACACCCGCGGGCCCCACGAUUCACUGCACGCAGCCAUGCUCCAUGGCGAUCAUCCAUGCGCAUGGAAAGGGAUCACGCACGACCACGCAAAAGACAACUGCUUCCCGAGACUGGACCAUCCACAAACGUCGUCUCCCCUCGGGCACAUCGCGUCAGCGCAAACGGAGACGGCCCUUCCUCCCGGCCAUGCUCCUCCUCGCGGGGGCCUUCGGAAAUACGGGACCAGGCAGCGAGCCGGUCGAGGCCUUCAUUCCCCCUAGGCACCAGGGCAUCGCCCCCUACCGGGAGCGAAGGCCACUCACACACACUCACCCAGGUCACUCUCACCCGGUGUUCAGGACCACGGGCGUGUCAGGGCGGUCAUGCCAAAGCUACCGCGACCACGGGCCUUUCAAGCGAGGCGGGGCCGUUGAGGACGGAGAGGAGCCUGGGAGUACUGAGGACAAGACCACACCUUCUUUUUCGGAGGACAGCGAUGGAUUCGCGGGCACAGGCCUCUCUCCCAAGGAAGCCCUUGUCACCAUCCUGGGAGUCAAUCCGCUCACCCUCCUCCUUGCCUUCCUGGCCGCCGGUAUGCUGACAGCCAAUGCUAUCUUGGGACCUGGCUGGCUCCGUCCUUCUGUGGGCUUAAAACCGACCACCUUCCAGUCGAGGAAUUUGGUCUUGCCGUUGGAUCAACCGGGCUUCCUCUUCCCAAAAGAUGCGUCCUUAUGGGGGGGGGACCCGGAGUGAGAGGGUCUGUGGAAGUCGAAACUGUCCGACGCUAGGAGAUAACCUGG
Molecule: messenger RNA, 953 nt
Organism: Nannochloropsis gaditana CCMP526
Exons: 2
Coding region: 79-906 (275 amino acids)
Source: RefSeq, a predicted model, not a curated record